CAUAAGAACCUCUCUAUGCUUUUUAACGUUUCCCAAACAUAUAUUUCUUUCUCAACACAACUAGUCUACAUACACGUUUCUCUUCAUGCCAAACAUGUCUGGAGGGGAGGGGAAAACGACAAUACUAUGCUCCUGGAUAACUCUUCUGUCCAUUGUCUCCAAUUGUAUUCCUCUUCUGCUUCUUCAGCUUCCAUCUAUAUGCUACAUAGUUCAACUCAUCCAGCUCACGCAAUCUAGUAUCGCCAACCCCCUAACCCUCCUUCAGCUAUACAUUAUAAAAUUGCUUCAAGUAUUCAAGCACGCCUUCAUUCCAUCGUCAACCCCCCUUCCAUUGUCGUCCUUGAUUACUCCCAAGCUCCAACCAUGCACAAUGACUGAGAUCCAACCAAAGAAAAAGUAAAAAAAAAGAACAUCUGAAGAUGAACCCUAGAAGAAAUCCCCUCCACCACGUGUCGCCUGCAGCACUGAAUGAU
Molecule: messenger RNA, 473 nt
Organism: Bipolaris sorokiniana ND90Pr
Lineage: Eukaryota; Fungi; Ascomycota; Dothideomycetes; Pleosporales; Pleosporaceae
Exons: 1
Coding region: 86-400 (104 amino acids)
Source: RefSeq, a predicted model, not a curated record